Staurois parvus is the source of this 867-nucleotide messenger RNA. NCBI's taxonomy places the organism in Eukaryota, Metazoa, Chordata, Amphibia, Anura, Ranidae. The record is from the annotation of a GenBank genome assembly.
GACCUUGCACUGGAGUCUAACCCAUCUGACCAUCCAAGAGCAAGCACAAUAUUCCUCAGCAAGUCCCAGACUGAUGUGAGAGAAAAGAGGAAGAGCAACCAUAUAAAUCAUGUCUCUCCCGGGCAGCUUACAAAGAAGUACAGCUCAUGUUCCACGAUAUUCCUAGAUGACAGCACAGUCAGUCAGCCUAACCUCAGAAGCACAAUUAAAUGUGUUACAUUAGCAAUAUAUUACCAUAUAAAGAACAGGGAUUCUGAUAGAUCCUUGGAUAUAUUUGAUGAAAAACUACAUCCUUUAACACGUGAAGAAGUAUCAGAUGACUACUGUAAACAUGACCCGGAUCAUAAGCACAUUUACCGAUUUGUUCGAACUCUGUUCAGUGCGGCCCAGCUCACAGCUGAGUGUGCAAUAGUCACUUUAGUUUACCUUGAAAGACUUUUGACUUAUGCUGAAAUUGAUAUAUGCCCCAGUAACUGGAAAAGAAUUGUACUGGGAGCAAUCUUGCUGGCUUCUAAAGUUUGGGAUGAUCAGGCUGUGUGGAAUGUGGACUACUGCCAGAUACUAAAGGAUAUUACUGUAGAAGACAUGAAUGAAAUGGAGAGACACUUCCUUGAGCUGCUGCAGUUCAAUAUUAAUGUCCCUGCCAGUGUAUAUGCCAAAUACUACUUUGACCUGCGAUCUCUAGCAGAUGAUAACAACCUUAGUUUUCUUCUGGAACCCCUCAGUAAGGAAAGGGCACAGAAACUAGAGGCUAUCUCCAGGCUGUGUGAAGAUAAGUACAAAGACCUAUCUAAAGCUGCGAUGAGGAGGUCCAUCAGUGCUGACAACCUAGUGGGAAUUCGGCGUUCUAAUGCCAUCAUUUCUUGA